This is a messenger RNA of Pisolithus orientalis, 780 nucleotides long. RefSeq lists its product as uncharacterized. The transcript has 5 exons. Bases 1 to 780 code for a protein of 259 amino acids. NCBI's taxonomy places the organism in Eukaryota, Fungi, Basidiomycota, Agaricomycetes, Boletales, Pisolithaceae. The record is from RefSeq and is a predicted model, not a curated record.
AUGGAGGAUGGCAGUGGAGAGGAUGAGGCUGGUCAAACCACAGUAAAAGCACAGAAAGGAAAAAAGCAGUCUCAAUUCUCCCUGUCCACCAAUGAUGAUGGCACACCCAUUCUUCCAAAUCUCUUGGACUUAUGGACACUGGAAUUAAAGGACAUCAUGAGGGUGUUUGUAACUGGCCAUUAUUGCUUGGCUUGUGGGAAGACAAAUGCCAGUGUACCUUGGGCUGCAAUAGCUGACAACCAGGCAUCCUAUGUGUCUUCCAAGUAUCUUCCUCCCAAUAUCCUGUUCAAAGAGCCCACCAGGCUGACAUAUCAUGAACUAAUCAAAACCUUGGAGUUCUGGAAGGAGUGGAGAUCUCAGGAUGGUUCCCUGGAGGAGCUGGUCACCAAACACCAACACUGGUCAGACAAAGCCAAAGGGAAGAGACCCUGGACAGAAGUAAAUUCCAUUGAUGGCUCCAACUAUGGACAUCACUCAGAGGAGGAACCAGCUCCUCCCACAAAACCUUCCACCAAAUGGCAAUGGAUAGAUGAUCAUCCCACUGGAAUAUCCAAUGCACAGGAGGACAACAGACAAUGGAACCAGUCCACAUCAGACUGGUGCAAUACAGCUACUGCAUACCCCAAGCCAGCUUGUAAGUGGUAUCUGGUGACAAUGAAUAUUUCUGAUAGAAUUGUAUCAGAUAAUCAUGCCAAUGAUGGUGGUGAUUCAACUGCAAGGAAGCCCAAGCCCAAGCCAAGAAUCAGAUCCAAUGGUUGGUUUCCAUGCACACUUGGUUAA